AUGACUCCCGAAGAGGUCGGAAGGCAGCGAAGAGCGCCCUCAGCCACUUCCCCCUACCAGCGAGUCAUUCCAACAGUAUUCUUAGCUAUCAAAGCUCUUAUCGACAACAACAUCUCGGUUGUAGAGUAUGGAGCCCAAAUUCAAUACAGAUAUGGCGACAAAAGAUAUCUAAUGGUAUGUGAGACGAAACCCUCUGAUACAGUGUCGUGGUUAACAAAGGUGAAUAAGAAUCCCGAAUGGGUAAUCCCCGAUGACCAGCUCCUCUUUGCCUCGCAAAUCCUCCUCGAGACCGACUUCCCCCGCAUCUACCCCCAACCACGACCCUGGGUAGGAUACCGGGACCAUCAAAGCUGGGCUCACUACAUUGGUAAGCCAGAAGCCAAUCUCAACUACGGUAUCAUCUACCUUGUGCCAAUGUCACUUGUUGGCUUCACCCUCCAGGACACCAUCAGAGUCAAGCCGACAUUCGAUGACAAGUUUCACAUACUCACUCCCAAGCCUGCUCCUUACAUGCGCUCCUUGAUUCAAAUGCUUCGAGCAUUCCAACUUAAUGACGUUCGCCGUUACCGUGUGCAGAUGGAUCUUGUGAGUUUUGUGUGCGUUGGCCUCUUGCACACAUCCAUGGAGGGUCUGCCUUAUUACAAGCCUCGGGACGAAGCGUUUAAGAAGAAGACUCUGGAUGCGGUAAAGGUGGUGAGGGCUUGGGACUGGGGCCCUGUGGAUCCAAUCCUUUCACAAAUUGUACACCGUAUUGUUUGUGAGCCUCAAUUCAUCUGGGAUCUUACAGUCGAUUCGGCGAUGCCGCCAGUUCCGGACAUUGCGACUGUGUGA
Messenger RNA from Penicillium longicatenatum, 831 nucleotides. RefSeq lists its product as uncharacterized. The coding region runs from base 1 to 831 and encodes 276 amino acids. The transcript has a single exon. NCBI's taxonomy places the organism in Eukaryota, Fungi, Ascomycota, Eurotiomycetes, Eurotiales, Aspergillaceae. The record is from RefSeq and is a predicted model, not a curated record.